AUAAAAACAUAAAAGUAACCUAUAAAAAUACUUAAACUAUGGUUUUUAUUACCAAAAUUUGUUAUGCAGUUAAAGAAAUAAAAAUACCACGUAAUUAUUUACGUAGUAAGUUUUUAGAUUCCGUCAGACUACAUGUAAAAGGUGGGACCGGUGGUACCGGGCUUCCUAAGUUCGGAGGUCUCGGUGGUCAAGGAGGAUGCGUGUACUGCGUAGGAAGCGAAAAUGCUAAUCUCAGACAUAUGUCAAAGUAUCGCGCCAAGACAAUCACCGCUGGACAUGGAGAGGAUAGCCGAAAAACUAAGAUAGUUGGAAACCCUGGUUCUGACAUUAAACUCGAAGUACCGCUCGGUGUUACAGUUUACAGAGAAGAUGGCAAAGUCUUGGGUACCAUAGACAAAGAAGGUGAUACAGUCAUAGUGGCUAGGGGAGGUCCUGGAGGAAAUCCAGACAACAACUUCUUAGGGCAUUUUGGUCAGAUACAUCAUAUACGUUUAGAUCUUAAACUAAUUGCAGACAUAGGCCUUGUCGGUUUUCCGAACGCAGGCAAGAGUUCUCUGCUAAAAGCUAUUUCUAGAGCCAAGCCACGGAUAGCAAACUAUCCCUUCACUACGAUAAAACCAAAUAAGGGCAUAAUCCAAUAUGAGGACCUCAGGCAAAUCUCGAUGGCGGAUCUGCCAGGUUUAAUAGAAGGGGCACAUAUUAAUAUUGGUCUAGGACAUAAGUUUUUAAAACAUGUAGAAAGAACAAAAUUGUUGCUGUUUAUUGCUGAUGUUGAAGGUUUCAGAUUGAGUCCAAGGCAUACAAAGAGAACAUGUUUAGAAACAGUUUUAUUGCUGAACAAGGAGUUGGAACUGUAUGAUCCUGAAUUGCUGAAUAAACCAGUUAUUUUAGCCAUUAACAAAAUGGAUUUAAAUGGUGCUGAAGAUAUUUUUGGGAAAGUUAAAGAAUCACUUUCAAAUAUACACAAUAUUAUUGAAAAAAUACCUGAAGAAAUACGUCCAGAAAAUCUAAUUUCAUUUCAAGAUAUAAUUGGUAUCUCUGCAUUGAAGGGAAGUUCUGUAGAGGAUCUGAAGCAGCUGCUCAGGAAGAGACUAGAUGACUUAGCAGAGGAAAGUAAUCCAGACAUAAUAGAACCAAGUAAAUUAUUGAAGAAAAACAGAGCCAUUGUAAGAGAAAGAGGGCCACAGAUCACAUGAUGUGUUGUGUAAUUUGAAAUUAAAUAGCUGUAAGUAAU
Molecule: messenger RNA, 1234 nt
Organism: Papilio machaon (common yellow swallowtail)
Lineage: Eukaryota; Metazoa; Arthropoda; Insecta; Lepidoptera; Papilionidae
Product: GTP-binding protein 10 homolog
Exons: 1
Coding region: 39-1196 (385 amino acids)
Cellular component (GO): mitochondrion
Molecular function (GO): GTPase activity; magnesium ion binding; GTP binding
Source: RefSeq, a predicted model, not a curated record